AUGUUCUACCAUCCAGCUCCAGAUGACUCCAGCUCCGCCCCAUCUCUAGAGGACGUUGUCAUCAGCAUUCAGCCAUCACUUCCGCAGGGCUCCACGCCAGACGACAUGAGCUCGGAGGUUGUUUUCCUGCCCCUCCUCCUCCUGAUGACGUCAUGCCUGUGCAAUGCAGGAGGCGGGUUCAGUCAAGGUGGCGCUGUGCUGUGUCCAUCCCAGUGUGUGUGUGAGACGCGGCCCUGGUACACCCCGCAGUCUGUCUACCAUCAGGCCAGGACGGUCGACUGCAACGAACUGCACCUACACAAAGUUCCAGCAAAUAUCUCCGCUGACACCCAGGUUCUGCUCCUUCAGAGUAACAACAUCUCCUCCAUCACCACUGAACUCCAGAGUCUGAGCAACCUGACAGAACUGGACCUGUCUCAGAACCACUUCACACAGGUGGACUCCAUGGGUCUGGGCUCACUGAGCCAGCUGGUGACUUUGUACCUGGAGGAGAACCAGCUGGACGAGUUGGAGGACUUUGGGCUGAGGAACCUGUCCAGUCUGGAGGAGCUCUACAUGAACCACAACCACAUCUCCUCCAUCGGACCCAAGGCCUUCGCUGGUCUCUCCAGUCUGCUGCGACUCCAUCUGAACUCCAAUCGUCUGGUGGCCAUAGACCGCUGCUGGUUCGAGUCCCUGCCAUCCCUGGAGAUCCUGAUGAUCGGAGAGAACCCCAUCCUGGGUCUGGAGGAAAGGAACUUCCUGCCUUUGUUCCACCUCCACAGUCUGGUUCUAGCUGGAAUGGCUCUGGAGGAAGUUCCACCUACUGCAUUCCUGGGUCUGGACUACCUGGAGAGUCUCUCCUUCUACGAUAACCAGCUCAAGUCUGUUCCUCGUGAGGCUCUGAGCACGCUCUCUAACCUCAAGUUUCUGGAUCUGAACCGGAAUCCGAUGGAGCAGAUCCAGCAGGGAGACUUCCAGAACCUUCCUCACCUGGAGGAGCUGAGUUUAAAUAACAUGGACAAUCUAUUGAUGGUGGAGCGAGCAGCGUUCCAGAACCUUCCAGAAAUGGCCAAACUGGAACUUUACAACAACCCCAGACUAUCUAACAUCCACCCCCAGGCUUUCAGUGGGCUAGGCUCUCUGCGUACGUUGCUCCUCCAUAACAACCAGCUGAGCCUCCUCUCCAGAGAGCUGCUGUCCUCCCUGCCCUCCCUGGAGGAGCUGUCGCUCCACUCCAAUCCCCUCCGCUGUGACUGCUUGGCCUCCUGGGGGCCUUACCUCGGCAACCAAUCAAAUCUCAAGCUUCAGGAAGCUUCUAGCACCCUCUGCUCCUCCCCGCCUCAGCUCAUUGGCCAGGAGCUCCAAGAGGUUGUUUCCAUUGGCUGGGGGGCCAGUUGGGGCGGGGCUAGUGGAGUAGGGAACAGUUGCCUGCCACAUAUCUCACCACACUCCUUCCCACCUGUGAUUAAUAUUAGCUCUGGGCAGCCAAUCACAUUGGAGUGCUGGGCCAGUGCUGACCCCGCCCCCCAGUUCUAUUGGAUAACACCCACCGGAGACAAGGUGAGCUUGGAGGCUGAGGCUGCACCAGUCGUAUCAGAGCAGGGGCAUGGCCUAAGCAGGAAGCAGAGGAAGCACCAUGUGUCCAAUCCUGGCGCAUUGGUGAUUGAACGCCUGGAGCCGGAGGAUGCAGGUCUGUAUACAUGUGUAGCAUGGAAUGUGGAGGGAGCAGAUACCAGGAGUGUGUCUGUGUCUGUGGAUCCUCAACGGAGGGAGUCCUGGCUGGGGAACUCCUCUUCUGGCUCCUCCUGCUCACUGCUGCUGUUGGCCAAGGUGAUGAACGUGGCUCGUAUCCAUGACAGGGAGAAGCUGAAGGGCUUCUGGGAGCAGCGUAUUGUUGAGCAUCGGGAGCUGACGGGUCGCGAGGAGAGCCGGGUGAACAACAGCGCCCUGCCUCGGUCAGUCCACCACCCAACACUUCGCCCUGCCUCAGUCAGUCCACCACCCAACACUUCGCCCUGCCUCGGUCAGUCCACCGCCCAACACUUCGCCCUGCCUCGGCUCCUCUCUGAUGACAGACGAGCUGCCAACAAGCCUGAUGAGACAACCGCAGAUCCAAACCAAGGACGCCACACAAACCACUAG
This is a messenger RNA of Lampris incognitus (smalleye Pacific opah), 2124 nucleotides long. RefSeq lists its product as uncharacterized. Gene Ontology annotation, molecular function: protein binding. The transcript is spliced from 12 exons. NCBI's taxonomy places the organism in Eukaryota, Metazoa, Chordata, Actinopteri, Lampriformes, Lampridae. The record is from RefSeq and is a predicted model, not a curated record. The coding region runs from base 1 to 2124 and encodes 707 amino acids.